Molecule: messenger RNA, 1527 nt
Organism: Dictyostelium discoideum AX4
Lineage: Eukaryota; Evosea; Eumycetozoa; Dictyosteliales; Dictyosteliaceae
Exons: 1
Coding region: 1-1527 (508 amino acids)
Source: RefSeq, a predicted model, not a curated record
AUGAGGUUAGGAUCCAUAUCAUCUCUAUCUUGUGAUCAACUGUGUAAAUAUUUACAUUCAUCACUUGGUGAUGAAUAUUCAAACAUCAUUAAUAGUUUUAAAAUAAAUCAAGUCACUGGUGAUGAUUUUGUUUUAUUUGAACAAAAAGAUUAUGAAACUUUAUCAGUACCUUGGAAAUUUCAAAAAAAACUUAAAGAAAUACAAGGUUCUGGUGUUGUAGAUAAUCCAGGCUCAACUCCAAACCCAAGCCCAAACCCAAGUCCAAACCCAGUACCUGGCAAUACUUCAAAUGCACCAACAUCAACAGGUAGAGAAUCACUUGAGACCCAAAGAGAUAUCAUACAAAUGAAAAGUAAAAUUGAUCUUCUCAGUAAUUCAUUGUUACAACUAGUUGAGCAAAUGAAAGUUACCAAACCACCUACAAAUAACUUUUCAAAUUUAUCACCAGCAACACAAAAUAAAAUAUUGAAUCCAUCACCUCAAUCAAAGAGAAUCCCAAUCAUUGAUCCAACAUGUGUUGGUGCCAACUCAAUUCCAAAAUUAACUGGUGAAGUGCCUUCUUUAUAUGAUGCCACAUUACUACCAAAUUUACCAAAAGGAAGAGGCAAGCCAGUUUCUCUUCCAUCUUCUUGUGAUGGACCAAGUGAUGAUGUUGUUUUUUCUCAAGUUUAUGAUGAAUCAAAGAACUGUAUUGCAAUAAUACCAAAUGUUCCAAAUCCAUAUGAUAUUUCAAGUUAUGGAGAGUAUGUAGUAACUAUAUUUGAUGAAUCUGGCCAAAGAGAAGUCUUAAAAUCAUUGGUUAAUGUCAAUCCACCUGAAAGCAUUAUACUUCCCAAAAAGUUUAUGAUUAAAACACCUCUUAGUGAACCUAUAGAUGGUACUAUUGAAUUGAUGUAUGGUGGUAGAAAUAUGUUUACUGGCAGUGUUACACAAGGUGAUGCUGAUCUUCCUCUAAACCUCUUGGAUGGUACAUUUGAGGUUAUCAUUAAACCCAAUAAGAGUAAUUUAUUACCUUUAAAGUUUAAAAUGAUUAUACAUGACUCUGUAAGAACCACUUCAAGCCAUCAAAAUGUCGGUAGACCUAAAAAGCCUAAAGAAAUGGAUUUCGUUUUAGCUUGGGGGGAAUCACCACUGGAUUUGGAUUCUCAUAUGUGGUGUAUUCAUCCUAAUGGUUCUAUUAGUCAUGUUUAUUUCGGGGGUAGGAGUGUAGAUAAAAUGUCCUUGGAAGCUGAUACUCAAAAUGGUUUUGGUCCCGAAACCAUAAGUAUUAUACGUUUAGAUGGUUGUAAAUAUGUUUAUGCAGUUCAUAAUUUCUCAACUGAAGGAGAAAUAGCUCAAUCAGGUGCCAAGCUUACAAUUGCCCAUGAAACCUCAACAUUAUUUGAAAGAUGUAUCCCAAACACUCGACAAACUGGUGCAAGAUUUUGGGUAGUAUGUACUAUUGAUGGAACAUCUGGAGAUAUUGACUUCAAAGAUCAUUUUGAAUUCCACAAUUCACAAACAGAUAUUCCAUUAAAAUAUAAAUAA